UCUUUUUUAUAGUUUGGUAACCUCCAUUUUGUGCUCGUUAAUUCUUCGUUUUCGCCGGGACAAAGGAGUAAGUAGAGCUUCAAAUCCGGAGAGCUUCAAAUCCUUUUAAAACCCUAACAAUUCGAUCUUUGUCUCCGAAAUCCAUUCUUUCUUAAGUUAUGAUCUUCGGGUAUUUCUUUUGGCCGACAGGGGGAGAUCUUUGAACCAAUCUGCUUAACUUUAAGAGGAAUAGGUAAGGGUUUUGGAUCAAGGGAUCGGGAUCGAGAUCGAGAUCGAGUUGUGAUUCACAUUCCAUGGCGUCUCCUGUACCCUCCGGGGUACCAAGACCCGGCAACCAUCCUCCACCGCCACCUAAUUACAACCCCAAUGUGCAGAGAACUGCUGCUGAUUCUAUGGCUGAUGGCAUGCAGAACCUGCAAAUCAAUCGACCCCCGUCAAUGCCCAAUCAACCUGUUCAUCGACCACCCCCAUUUGCGCCUUCACCAUUCUCUGCUACUUCUGCCUCUUCUGCUCCUACUUCAGCUCAAUUUUCUGGUUAUGCACCUGCUCCACGCUCUGGCCCUCCUCCUGCUGGGUUCACAAGAGCUGGCCCUCCUCCAACUGGUCCUCCGAAUGCAGCUGCCUCUUUAAGGCCUUCAGGCGCUCCUCCACCUUUCGGCUCCAGGCCGCCACCACCACCUGGUGCCUUACCUUCCUCCCCAUUUAUGACUAGCCCAGUUGUGCCGCCUUCGAAUCCAUCAAGUGUACAGGGUCCAAUGAGCAACGGGCCACCAGCAUUUGCUUCGGGGCCUCCUCGUUUCCCUCCUAGUGGUAGUGUUCAGCAGCCACCUGUUGGACCCCCUCAGGUGUCGGACAGAAUGCCACAAGCUCCUCCAAGCAUUCGUCCCUUCCCUGUGAGUCCUGCGGGGAGUUUUUCACAUGGUCCGCCCUCUCAACCGGUGCCACCGUUGCCACCUUUUCAGGCAGCAAGUGCUCCUCCACAUGCCACUCAGUCACUUCAUCCGUUUUCAUCUGCAAGUCCAUAUACGACGGCUCCAUAUGGGGCUCAGGCGUGGCAGAUGCAACCUCGGCAGGUGGCUCCACCGAUUCCUGGUGCUCAACCACCAAGCAUGUUUAGAAUGCCCCCACCGCCUCCACUGAAUCAACCUAUGACUGCUGGCCCUCCUGCUAUGUCUCAUCUGCCAGUACCAGGAACUCCUGCGUCUGGGCCAUCGAAAAUUGAUCCCAAUCAAAUCCCACGCCCUGUCCCAAGUUCGUCGGUGAUCCUGUUCGAAACUCGUCAGGGCAAUCAGGCCAACUUACCUCCGCCUGCUACCAGUGAUUACAUCGUCAAAGACACCGGGAACUGUAGCCCUCGUUUUAUGAGGUGUAGUAUUAAUCAGAUUCCAUGUACUGGUGACCUUUUGACAACAUCAGGCAUGCAGCUGGCUUUGAUGGUUCAACCUUUGGCCCUUCCUCAUCCAUCUGAAGAUCCCAUCCAAGUUGUUGAUUUUGGGGAUAGUGGACCUGUUCGAUGUUCUCGUUGCAAAGGGUACAUAAAUCCUUUCAUGAAAUUCAUUGAUCAAGGAAGGCGUUUCAUUUGCAACUUAUGUGGCUUUACUGAUGAGACUCCUCGUGAGUACCACUGCAAUUUGGGACCAGAUGGUAGACGUAGAGAUGCUGAUGAGAGGCCUGAGUUAUGUAGGGGAACUGUUGAAUUUGUUGCAACAAAGGAAUACUUGGUCCGUGAUCCAAUGCCUGCUGUAUUUUUCUUCCUUAUCGAUGUAUCCAUGAAUGCUAUACAGACUGGUGCAACUGCAGCUGCAUGCAGCGCAAUCAACCAAGUUAUUGCCGACCUACCUGAAGGUCCUCGGACAUUCGUGGGUAUUGCAACAUAUGACUCGACAAUUCACUUUUACAAUUUGAAACGUGCAUUACAGCAGCCCUUGAUGCUCAUUGUUCCUGAUGUCCAAGAUGUCUACACUCCUCUCCAAACUGACGUCAUUGUUCAAGUUUCUGAGUGCCGUCAACAUCUGGUGCAAUUGCUGGAGAACAUUCCAACCAUGUUUCAAAGUAACAAAGUUGCUGAUUCAGCAUUUGGUGCUGCAAUCAAGGCUGCUUUUCUGGCAAUGAAGACAACUGGAGGGAAACUUCUUGUAUUUCAGUCAGUACUGCCCUCAGUUGGCAUCGGAGCUCUUUUUGCUCGGGAAGCUGAAGGAAGGACUAACAUCUCUGCCGGGGAGAAGGAGGCCCAUAAAAUGCUUCAACCAGCUGACAAGACUCUGAAGACAAUGGCAAUAGAAUUUUCCGAGUAUCAAGUUUGCGUUGAUGUCUUCAUUACCACCCAGAGUUAUGUAGAUAUUGCUUCCAUCUCUGUUGUCCCAAAAACUACUGGAGGACAGGUACUUUCUUUUUUUACUUCGAAUUUCCAUAAUAUCCAGCAUUUAUUGAAUAAAUUUAUGGAGCUGCUAUUCCUAUGUCUCAAAAAGAACAAUAGAUUGGUUCUUCUUAGGAGUUUUCUUACAUGGUAUCGGUAAUGGUGCCAAUGGUGA
Macadamia integrifolia is the source of this 2531-nucleotide messenger RNA. Its product is annotated as protein transport protein Sec24-like At4g32640. The transcript has 15 exons. Gene Ontology annotation, molecular function: zinc ion binding; SNARE binding. Gene Ontology annotation, biological process: intracellular protein transport; COPII-coated vesicle cargo loading; endoplasmic reticulum to Golgi vesicle-mediated transport. Lineage: Eukaryota; Viridiplantae; Streptophyta; Magnoliopsida; Proteales; Proteaceae. Bases 294 to 2516 code for a protein of 740 amino acids. The record is from RefSeq and is a predicted model, not a curated record. Gene Ontology annotation, cellular component: endoplasmic reticulum exit site; COPII vesicle coat.